UCACAUGACCAAGAAGGCCUACUCUUUAGAAAACUUUUACUUGUUUACUUUGACCAAAACGAGAGAAACUUUGUUUCAAACAAAAACUGGAAACAAAAAAAUCACAAAUACAUUUGUUUUGAAGGAGUUGGGAGUAGCGCGGAGGAGCGGUAACAGUGACAGAGGACAGCUGGAUGAACUAAGAACUUCUUAAUCAGAAAAUAAUAGUUUUAUAGCCUUAUUUUGAAGUGCGGUGUCUUUUUUUUAUGUGAAGGAAGGACAUACGUCAGAUGUCACGGCUAGACCAAGGAAGAACAUCCUUCAAAUAAAUAAAAUCUAUAUUUUCGGAAAACGACGUUCGUUAGUUUUUUUAAACACGUACGUUAAUUUUUACAUUUAACAUUUUAAAAUCGGGUUGAAACUCAAUCAUUUCAAAGCUAGUCUAGCUACUUCCUGAAUUACUGCUCUGCAAAACACAAGGAAGUGAAACAGAUGCGGCCGCAUUAAUAACUCCGUUUUCGUUUAAAUAAAUUCAUAUUAAAACAACCGAGAAAGAAGCCGUUAAUGACAUCUCUUUUAAUAAGGCCGCUCUUCAAAAAAAAAAAAAACGUAUGAAGGUAGAAUUUAGUAUUAAUAACUGAAUAUUUUACAGCAUUUGAACGGCUUAGGACGGAAAAAAAAUGUUUGUACUUGUAAAAGGGAUUAUUUGAGUGUUCGCUUUUUCUAAAGAAACACAGUUAAUAAAUAUGAAACAUAACGUCGGGGUCGCUGGUUUGUAUUGUCAUUAAGUCUUACAGCACAUAGAAAUACAUCGUUGUGUUGCUUGGAAACUGUCGUUGUUUUGGUAAAUAACCUCUCGAAGAAGAUGGAUAGGCGAUUUGCGGGAGCCCUGUGGUGGGCGCUGGUGUUUUGCACAGGCUGCUGCUGGUCAGCAGAUUUUGAGCAGAUUCCCGGUAUAGGUCCUUGCUGGGGAACCCCCAGAGUCCUCUCCUCUCAUCAGGGAGAGGUCCAGAGCCCUGCCCGCCUCACAUGGUUUCCGCGGCAACUCAACUGCACCUGGCUGAUCCGCGCUCCAAUAGGACAUGUCGUUACUGUAAGCUUCUCUCAGUUCUCCCUGCCCUGCUCCCUCGGGUGGGUUUCCGUGGCAACCUUGCUGGAGACGAAGCUGCCCCUGUGUGGCUCCCAGUUUCCCGAGCCGGUCGAGCUCCUGGGGGGAAACGUUUCCAUAACGUACCACAUCAUUCCAUCCUCAAAUGCUGCCCCCCAAACCGGCUUCCAUCUUUCCUACAUCCAAGGUUUUGUGGACUCAGACGCCUGCCCUCCGGACGAGUUUCUCUGCGGGAGCCGCAAGUGCGUUCCCUCCUCCUGGCGCUGCAACGGGCAGGACGAGUGCGGUGACAGCUCUGACGAGACCGGCUGCCCCUCCAUCCAAAGCUACCAGAAUGGCGGCGCCACCCUCCUCUGCCCCCCUCUAACCCGGCCCUGCCCUGGCUACCCCCAGACGGGGCGCCCGCCUCUCUGCCUUCGCCCCUCCCAGUUCUGUGACAGGAUCCUGGAUUGCCCCGGGGGCGCUGACGAGCGCUCCUGUGCCCCUGUCAAAGAGGGGCCCUGUGGGGGUAAGCUCACUGGCUUUUAUGGAACCUUCUCCUCACCCCAGUUUGGGAUGCAGCCCUCAUACUGGCCUGUCCUGGAAUCGGGGAAGGGGGGCAGGCAGUGCGAGUGGGAAGUGGACCCAGGGGACCCCCGAAAACUCAUCCUGAAGCUGGUGUCGGUGGAGCUGGGGUACAGGGAUGCCAUCCACAUCUACGAUGGGCUAAAGGGGGAGGAGAGACAGCUGCUCAGCACGGUGAACUACCUCAACAACAGCAAGCUUGUGACCGUGGAGUCCAGCACGGGCCGGCUCUCCCUCUCCUAUCUUCAGCCCUCCUCCUCCCAGCCCUCUGGGCGUGGCUUCAACGCUACCUACCAGGUGUGGGGGUACUGCCUGCCCUGGGAGACUCCCUGCGGGGAGGGGCACCGCUGCUUCUCCCCCCAGGAGAGGUGUGACGGGGUGUGGCAGUGCGCAGAGACCGGGAGGGAUGAGGAGGGCUGCUAUGGCUGCCAGAAAGGGACCUUUCCCUGUGGAGCAGGAGAGGGGGGCGGGGGGCAGUCCGGGCGCUGCUUCAAGGCAUCGGACCGGUGUAACUAUCAGCAGUACUGCAGCGACGAGACUGACGAGAGGAACUGUCUGAGCUGCCAGCCCGGCACCUUCCACUGUGACAAGGACAGGUGUGUGUUUGAGACAUGGCUGUGUGAUGGGCAGCCGGACUGCAAGGACAACACUGACGAGAUGAACUGUCCUUUCAUCCUGCCGCGCAAGGUCAUCACCGCGGCAACCGUGGGCAGCCUCAUCUGCGGCCUGCUAUUGGUCAUCGCCAUGGGCUGCACCUGCAAGCUGUACUCCCUGCGCAGCCACGAGUCCAGUUUCUUCUCUCCCGUCUCUCGCAUGGAGGCGGAGUUUAUCCAGCAACAGGCCCCGCCCUCUUAUGGUCAGCUGAUCGCCCAGGGGGCUAUUCCACCAGUUGAUGAUUUCCCGACAGAGAACCCCAAUGAUACCUCGAUGAUGAGCAACCUCCGAGGAAUCCUGCAGCUGCUCCGGCAGGAGCGCCCUCAGGGGAGGAGACGGCGACGCCCCAGAUACGUGAGACGAGCAAUCAGGAGGCUGCGGCGAUGGGGACUUCUGCCAAGACACGCCCCCAGCCCCAGCACCAACAACAACUCCAACCCCUCCCCCAACAGUACUACUCCAGCCCCUCCCCUCCCUGACCCAGCCAAUGAGCAGGCAAGCCAGGCCCAUCCCCUCUCAGUGGUUGCCCCAGGAGAUGAGGAGGAUGACAAUCAUUCUGAAGACAAUGCCUCUCCUCUGCCUGUCAAAACCAGGUUCGAAUCCAUCGCUAGCCAGCCAGCUCGGGCGCAUGAAAAUGUCGCCUCUCUGCUUCCUGUCAGCUCGAUGUCUGAACACCAGCGUCCGGGGAGGUGGAGAUCGGUGAUGCAGGCACUGAGGGACCGGCUGUCCUUGCUGGGGGGCGGAAUCAGCGUGCAGAGAGAGGAGCCAGCAGUGGUGGAGGAGAAUGCAGAUGAUGACGAUUUACUGCUGGUCCCUCUCUCCGACAGCCCCCAGCUCUCUCACAGCCUUUCGUCUGCUCUUGCAGACCCCCAGUCCUGGGCCAGCGAGCUGGAACUGCCCAGUGAUGAUGCAGAACUGCUCACUUGAAUUAAAAGCACGCCUUUGAAAAUUAUUGCGAGGACCCUACCUGUUCUGCUCUUUGUAUAUAGGUCUUAAACGCGCAUUUUGAGAUAGAAGCACACGCUAUAGCAAACGUUUUAUUUUAUUAUAUAUCUGCUACUACACUAGGUUAAAAAAAUCUCAUGUUUGCACAAGCCAUGCGUUUUAAUGUUGGACUUCCCCUGUUCAUUGAUUAAUUGAAGCCAGGUGAACACAGCUGAGGUGACCCAGGAAGUGCAAGUUCAACAGAUAACCAGGCAUAGAAACGGAGAACUUUCAAACCUAAAGUAGUACUAGAAGUCAUGUUGCUGUUGCAUUAUUUCAAAACCACACAUUUGAGGGCUGUGUAUCAGGUGAAAGCACAGGACAGGUGAGACAUGGGAAACCUGCUUUAGUUUCAGUCACUUUAAAUACAGAGCUCCCUCAUCAUUAUUUUAAGAUUUGUAACAAUGCAACAAUCAACUCAUUUGAUGGACAUUUGAUGCAACUUGGUUACUAAAAGUUUUAAAACUAAACUUUGCAUAAAAAAACACAGCGACCGGCAGCAUUCUCUAUUUCUUUAUUAAAGUAGUAAACGUGUCACGUUUUUUACUAGGAUCGGAUAUAUUUCAUCGUCCUUUAUAGUUGGAUAAACAGCUCUGUGAUCAAGUACUGCGUGUGAUUUAAAAAUACAAAAGCAAACUAUAGACCAUCGUCUAGUUUGACAGAUCCCAAUUAGCGCCGAUCUCGGACUACCUUGUGUGAUCUUAUUAAAGCAUAACUACUAAAUCAGGUCUUUUUUUAAUCUAAUGGUGUGCACGAUAGUUUAAACUUCAAUUAAAUUAUUUCUUAUUCAGUCACAGUUACUAUUAGAGUGUGUAAAUGCUGACCUGUUGAAUGCAGCCAGACAGUGCCCUGGUAAACACAACUUGAACUAAGAGAAGCGCAUACAUAACAUUCACAUGACAUCCCCUUACAUGGCCAAAAUCCGUAUUGUAAAAAAUAGUUCUGAGGAGUUUGCUGUAAGAACUAACUGUGUUUCAGUGCUGGGUGUGUAAUAUAUAAACUUGGAGAUUUGAUUUUCUUCAUUUGGGCUUUUUUUGCACAAGUUUGUUCAGCAGCUUUGGUGUCAAGUCUUCUUGUUUUUUUUUAUUUCUACUAGAUAUCUUCUUGUGUGGACAUUCCCGUCUUUUAAGUAUUCCAUGGCCGUUUAGGUGAACAGCACAUGUAAAAUAGCAAUUUUAAAAACCUUUUCAGUUCACCGUCGUGCAGUACAUGAUACAGGGUUCUGCUUUUAAGUAAUUACAGAUGCCAUUUGAAUUGGAAUCCAAAGCAGGUAGGGUUUUUGUUGUUGUGACUCAAUGAACGAUUGAGACAAGUAAGUGGCCCUUUUAAUCCAUGUCAUCAGAAAAUGCCAGAUCCAGCCUGGGUUAAGAUUGCAUAAGAAUAGCCCUCCCUAGUAUUUUCUAAAAUAUCAAGAUGAGCGAUUUAAAUUUGAGGCUGACUCCUUAUUUGACUGGAGUCUCUCUGCACUGUAGGUUAAUUCCACGGCUGCUGUUCGAAAGGCACUGUAGAUAUCUCCUGAAAACAGACUAAUAGCGACCACAAGACGCAUUAUCUGAUAAGAAGUCAAAAGGAAAAGGACUUUUAAAGUCCUAUAUCAGUUUGGUCACAGUGCCACAAACACCUGGCCAGAGGUCUGAUAUUGAUGGCUAAUGACCAAAGCAGCAGACUAGCUAUUUUCAAGGAAUUAUCUAGUGAUGAUUGCAAUUGAAUGGACCAGGGUGAAAUAAUUUUUAAAGUAAUAAACUGAAAUUUAAGUUGUACAGAUUUUAUUUUUUUGAUAGUAUGAUAUUUGUGAUUUUUUUUUUUUUUUUUUUUUUUUUGUUAAAAUAAAUCAUGCAAAAAAAUCAGCUUCAGCAAGUACAGUUCAUUGCUGUUUCAUUGUUGGGUAGGUGUGUAGUUCUGCACAGGGUUUUAUAUUAGUGUUAUGUAGUGUGGUCCCGCCAGCAUGGCCCCGUGUACAGUACAGCGAGGCUCUGCCCAGCACACUAGAUUACAACUUUAUAUAGACACCAUGUUGGGUAGCUGCUGUAGAUCUAUACAGGGUUUUAUAUCGGUGUUAUAUAGUGUGGUCCUGUCAGCAUUGUCCUUUGUACGCAUGUGUGUCUGUGUAAGUCCAAUCUGUAGCGACCACACUGUACAACUGUACAAAACCCUUUUAAGCUGUCCAGCAUCUUGUUUGAUAAUUAAUGUGCAAUGGGUAAGAAGCUUAUUUCUUUCACUGUCAGGUUUAAAGAAUAUAUUCUAACAUUUGGGUGUUUAAAAUUGUUUUAUUUUUUAUUAUUAAUCGAUAUAAAAGAAAAACAAAUAAUUAUAUGAGAUUUAUGUCAGUUGUAUUAUUAGUUCAAUACUAAUAUAAUAAAAAUGAUUUACAAAUAAA
Polyodon spathula (Mississippi paddlefish) is the source of this 5666-nucleotide messenger RNA. It is a transcript of the gene lrp10, whose product is annotated as low density lipoprotein receptor-related protein 10. Bases 845 to 3232 code for a protein of 795 amino acids. The record is from RefSeq and is a predicted model, not a curated record. Gene Ontology annotation, cellular component: plasma membrane. The transcript is spliced from 9 exons. NCBI's taxonomy places the organism in Eukaryota, Metazoa, Chordata, Actinopteri, Acipenseriformes, Polyodontidae. Gene Ontology annotation, molecular function: protein binding.